Procambarus clarkii (red swamp crayfish) is the source of this 2612-nucleotide messenger RNA. Its product is annotated as solute carrier family 2, facilitated glucose transporter member 1. Gene Ontology annotation, molecular function: hexose transmembrane transporter activity. Gene Ontology annotation, biological process: monosaccharide transmembrane transport. The record is from RefSeq and is a predicted model, not a curated record. Gene Ontology annotation, cellular component: membrane. NCBI's taxonomy places the organism in Eukaryota, Metazoa, Arthropoda, Malacostraca, Decapoda, Cambaridae.
GAGGAGGGCGUGCUGUGGGGUCGGUGGCUGCAGGCGGAGAGGUCAACACUUCUGGUGACCACUUAAGUACCCAGCGAUAAGUGACAAAUCUGUCAUCUAGCAUAUGCCUUAGCCACACACGGCCACCAUUUUCAGAUCUUCCAUUAGUUCUAGCUGACCUAAGAUUAGCAGUCUAAGCUUAGUGAAAUUGAAAGUAUGCGUCGUAUACUGUUAACAAGUGACUGCGCCAACACUUGUGAGGGACAAAUUCCAACAUCUGGAUCAUCACUUUGGACCAAGACAAUAACUGUGAAGAACGCUGCUGAGACUGAGAUUACAUGGAAAAUAUACAGCUUACCACUCAGUAAUGCCCUGGGUGAACGAGUAUUUUAUAAAGUAUUUCGUACGUCUGGGAAAACUAAACCGAGAAAUUGAACGGGACUAUAGCUUUUGACAUCGAUCUUAAGAGUCAAAACAUAUCUUGAAGAAAAAGACUUCUUGCUCAUCAUUUGACAUCACCCAUGUCAGUGAUAACAUCAAUUUGGAUCUGGCAACCUUGCUGCUGGCUAGUCUGGCAGUCACCCACGACGCGUUAAAGGAGGUGGAUGCUGCUGCUCCCACCACACACGCGCACACACGCCGGGCUCAUCGAUCUUGCCAUGUGCUCUCUCCUCACUAUCUCUAAACGGAACGUUGACGACAUCUUUUCUUCCCGGCAUAUUUAAAGCUUUGUUUCUGUAGCUUCAGCAAGAGGCAGAUAAGAAAAGAUUGUGUUGAAUAGAAACGGUGUGAGCAGCAUGGCAGAAAAGGCAUUGAUAAGAGAGGAGAGCGAGCAUCCUCCCGUCGUCACCAGCGAGGACACACUGGAAAGGGUUGGAAGAACAUUGGAGAGGCCGAACACAGCCACAGAAGAAGGACAGUUACUGACAAACUCGCUCCCUGAUCACGCGAGGAGGAAGCCAAGGGUGACAUUAUGGUUGGUGGCGGCGGUGAGCGUGAGCAUGCUAGGGUCUGGCCUGCCGGCUGGCUACUGUCUGGGGGUGAUCAACACGCCACAGGAGAUAAUUCGAGCUUGGGUGAAAGUUGUGAUCCUUGAGAAGUAUGGGCUGGAGCUCUCAGCCACUGCAGAGGUCUCACUCUGGGCCAUCAUCGUGGCCAUAUUUGUAGGUGGGGCGGCUGUGGGAGCUUCGUGUGGUGCCGGCCUCGCUGACAGGAUUGGAAGACGUGCCAGUUUCUUAGUGAACCACUGGCUGUGUAUUUGUUCUGCCUUACUGCUCAUGGCCUGUAAAACAUUUGGCUCAGUCGAGAUGCUCAUCAUUGGUCGCUUCACAUCUGGUCUUUAUUCAGGUCUGGCUACAUGUUUGGUGCCUCUCUACUUGUCCGAAGUGGUGACUGCUGACCUCAGAGGUGUAAUGGGGGUCACAUUUCCUCUUGGUUUGUGUACAGGUCUGCUCUUCUCACAAAUAUUAGGAAUGGAGAGUGCCUUAGGUACGGAAAAUGGUUGGCCAUAUUUGUUAGGAGGUUACUUGGUGUGUGUGAGUAUAGCAGUUGUGCUUCACCCAGCUCUUCCGGAGUCACCGACAUAUUGCUACAUAAUAUUGCGGGAUGAAGUCAGAGGGCGGAAGGAACUAUGUCGCUUACAUAGGGACAAUAAAUAUGUGGAAGCCGAGGAGUCAUCGUUAAGAAGUCUUGCUGUAAUUAGUGGUGUAGCACAAGAAGGGAAGGCAUGGAGUCUCUCACAAGUGAUUCAAUCUCGAAGAGGCAAAAUGUUGUUAUUAAUUACUGUGCUUUUCAAUGCUGGCCAACAAUUUUCAGGCAUUAAUGCUGUGUUUUACUAUUCGACGUUGAUCUUCCGAAGUGUAGGACUGGAUCUGUAUCAGAGCCAAUGUGCCUCUAUAGGAGCUGGUGCCAUCAACUGCAUGAUGGCCAUUCUUGCCAUGCCACUUAUCAAAUACUUCCGUCGAAGAGUGCUACUCCUGACCUCUGUGGCGUUGUGCAGCUUGUGUCAGAUUGUGCUCAUGGUUUCCUUGAACCUCAUCCCUACAUCUCCAUGUGCACCCUUUGUUGCCAUAGUGGCUCUAAUGUCAUAUGUGCUAGUUUAUGGUAUGGGACUUGGUCCUGUCCCAUACAUGAUUGCUACUGAACUCUUCCCACUGGGCCCACGGUCAAUUGGGAUAGCUGUUGGUGGUACGAGCAAUUGGCUCUGUAACCUCGUCGUGGGUCUUGCCUUUCCUUUGGUUCAAGAGGUCCUUGGGGAAUGGUCAUUCUCAAUAUUUAUUGCUUCUUCUUGCCUUCUCUUUAUCUUUAUAUACAAAUUCCUACCAGAAACACAUGGCAAAAAGGAAAUAUCCCUCAAACAGCUGUCAGAUGAAGAGGAACAAGAGAGUGCUGAAGGAACUUCAACUUCGAGUAUAGAACAGGGUUCCAGUUACUCUGUUUAAUUUAGUUUAAAUUUAUUGACAAAUAUAUAUAUAUUGUAAUAUAGUACAUACAGUAUACAUACUUCAUAAUAUAGUAUACAGAAUCUCGACAGUGGGGCCAGUCAUUCAAAUUUAAACUGUUACAGUAUAUUUCUGAAAUUAUAUAUACACAACAAUUUUAUUUAACUUUGACUUUGCAAUGGCCUCUCAGUU